AUGGAAGCCGAAAAGGGAGCUCUUGCCCACCCACCUUCAUAUACUGAAGUCACUAACACUUCGAUUUUCGAGCAGUGGAAGGAAACUGAAAGCAAGCUAGUUGCCCUCCUGGUAUUCGAUAGAAAAAGCCGGCGAAUUUUUGCUAACCUCUUCCCAGAUUCUUCGCACGAAAAUAGCAUCUCUUUUGCUAAUGGCUAUGGCCGAAACUAUGGCCAGAAGCAAUUUGAAGGCGUUCCAUACUGGUUGGAUCUUCCAAUGAAAAAGCAAGACGAAAAGUGCCAAUUUUCCCGCUCUACGGCCUCUCAAUUAGAAGGCAAGAGCUCCAGCAGCUCAAAAGAAAAGACCCUCUGUGCUGGCUGCAAUACUGCCAAGAAUGACUUUGAAAUAGUCCGGCUAGUCAAUCGGUCCUUGUUCGACGAAACCAAAUUUCCAACCAAGUGUUGUAGAUUGGCUUUGCAGACUCAAGACAUCGAAUCCUUGGUUAAUGAGCUUACUGCGCACACCUAUCGGUUGACAUGUAUUGAACACAACGACAAAAAUCCCACCUACUGUUCAAAAGGUACAUGCUCCAGAUAUGUGCUUUCAGAGUACAUCAAGGGUAAAACCGCCCUAUGUCAAGAGUGUGAUAUGGAGACAUGCAUCCUUUGCAAGUCUGCAGCACAUGCUGAGAAAGAAUGCCCUGGAAAUGGAGACUUUCGGGAAAUCCUAGCCUUGGCAAAAGAGAAAGGGUGGAAGCAGUGUUUUAAUUGUCGCCGAUUAGUAGAACGAAUUGGUUGCUGGGAUGACAUUAAGUAA
This is a messenger RNA of Talaromyces proteolyticus, 795 nucleotides long. RefSeq lists its product as uncharacterized. Gene Ontology annotation, molecular function: zinc ion binding. The transcript is spliced from 3 exons. NCBI's taxonomy places the organism in Eukaryota, Fungi, Ascomycota, Eurotiomycetes, Eurotiales, Trichocomaceae. The coding region runs from base 1 to 795 and encodes 264 amino acids. The record is from RefSeq and is a predicted model, not a curated record.